GCCUCACACACGUUGUUGUUGAGCACCGUGAGACCCCCACUCACCCACCCCUUCCAGCCUGACACCGUCUCUCCGCGAUCGUGCGCUCCCUCGCCUCAGCUGCUCUUCACCGGUCUCGGGGUUUGGAGGGUCUCCCCACUCAACCUUGUGUGUCCGUGGAAAGUCCUCCCGUCUCUCCGCUCCUCUCUCUGCCCCCAGGUUUUUUUUUCUGGUAACAGGGAGGUGUUAACUACUUUGCUUCCCCUGAAGCGCCGGUCGUCAUCGCCGGUGCCGUCGCGCGUGACUCACAGGCGCCGCCGCUGCGACUUCCAUCGCGCACAAAAAAGUUUGGGGUUUGUUGUGACGGAUACAAUUCAGAAGCCGGGAUCCGUUUCCAGCAAGACCAAGGAUGGGGAAUCAGCUUUGACAACCUUUAGAUGUUCAACGUUUCACGGCACUUUGGCUUCUGUGGCAUCUCGGAAAAACGACUGGAGGGAGGCUUCACCACGUUGGACUUAAGCUGACCUGAAGAUCAUUGAGCCAAGAUCUUGGACUUUAAACAAAGGGGUGCUUUGCUGACCAUUUAAAAGCUUAACUAAUUCCUAUGCUCAAUACAGAAUGAACUAAACAGCAAUUUCACAUGAUUUAAUAGGAGCUUUGGCAGCUGUAUCUAGGGUUGGAGGAAAAGAGAACAUUUACUUGCUCUAAAGCAGGAAAGGACUUGAGUCGUCUUGGCUAGGAGGAUUCACCUCCACGUCUUUCUCCACAAGUUCCUUAACUCCACAAACUGACCAUGGACCUCCACAGAGCAGCGUUCAAGAUGGAGAGUUCCUCUUACCUUCCCAACCCCCUUGCUUCCCCAGCGCUGAUGGUUCUGGCCUCCACUGCGGAAGCUUCACGAGAUGCUUCCAUCCCCUGCCAGCAACCUCGUCCCUUUGGCGUCCCAGUGUCCGUUGAAAAGGAUGUCCACUUGCCUUUCAACAAUGGCUCGUACACCUUUGCUUCAAUGUACCACCGCCAAGGUGCCGUCCCACCUGGAUUCCCCAACAGAGACUUUCCUCCAUCGCUUCUUCACCUUCAUCAUCAGUUUGCUCCACCAAACCUGGACUGCUCACCAAUCAGCAUGCUGAACCACAGCGGUGUUGGUGCUUUCAGGCCGUUUGCCUCACCUCCUGAGGACCGGGACGGGGCACCCGGCGGGUACCAGUCAGCUUUUACCCCGGCCAAGCGCCUCAAAGGCUGCCUCGACGCCGAGGCCUCACCGCACCUGCGUUACACUGAUGCUGACGGGAAAGAGUACGACUUUGGCGGCACGCAGAUUCCUCCAGGUGGCUCACCUAGCAGCGCCUUGAAGGCAGUUGAGGACAGCGGGAAAAAGAUAUUCGCUGUGUCGGGACUCCUGUCUGAUCGCGAAACCUCCUCUAGCCCAGAAGACCGCAUUGAACGCUGUAAAAAGAAGAUGUCGCUGUACGACAGCCAGGCUCCAAUCUGUCCCAUCUGUCAGGUCCUGCUCCGACCUGGAGAACUCCAGGAGCACAUGGAGACAGAGAUCGAGAGGCUAGCUGCCAUUUGCCUCAGCAAGAACCCACCACCCAAGGAUGGAGCAGCAACUCCAGGAACUCCAAAGUCAAUGCUGCUGUCAGUGCACAUCAAGCGUGAAGGAGAGUCACCGGUGGUCUCGCCGCUGUCGUCCGAUGACGCCCACCACUCCGACAGAUACCAGACGUUUUUACGGGUUCGAGCCAACAGGCAAACACGAUUGAAUGCUCCUUCAUACCCAGCCCGUAUUGGCAAGAUGAAGAGGAGGAAGCCUGAAGACGGGGGCCAGGUAUGUCCGCUGUGCAGUGCCCCUUUGGCUGGGAGCGAGGAGGAGAUGAGUAGGCAUGUGGAACAAUGCCUGAUCCAGCGGGAGGGUGCGCUGGCCGACGAUGACUCGGCGGAUGUGGAUGCAGAGAAUGGCCGCGGCUUCGAUGAGUAUGAGUGGGCGGGGCAGAAGCGGAUCCGAGCUACAGCGUUGCUGGAGGGAGGCUUCCGAGGAAGUGGUUUUGCCACGUGUAGUAUCAAAGAAAGCGCAGCCGACAGCGAUGCCGACCUCGACGUAGAUGGUGACGACACCCUGGAGUAUGGCAAAGCCCAGUACACUGAAGCUGAUAUCAUCCCGUGCUCUGGAGCCGGAGAGGACCAGGGAGAAGCCCGGGAGAGGGAGGCACUACGGGGAGCUGUGCUCAAUGGGGGCAUGCCUUCGAACAGAAUAACGUCGGAGUUCUCCAAGUGGGCCAGUGAUGAGAUGCCUUCAACGAGUAACGGCGAGUGUGCCAAGACGGAUCCUAGCACUCCAUCAUCGUCCACUUCCUCCUCUUCCUCCUCCACCUCCUCCUCGUCCUCUGUGCCACGCACAUGUAAAAACAGUGAGAUCGAAAAAGUAACAGAAGAAGAGUCCACAGCCACGACCAUGGAGGCGUUGAAGGCUCGAAUCCGAGAGCUUGAGAAACAGAUAUUGAGAGGCGACCGAUACAAGUGUCUCAUCUGCAUGAGGAAGCCUGCUAUCCAGUCAGGUGCGGAGAUCAAGAGGCUGGGGGCGUGGCCAGGCCCUCGCGCCCUGGCAAAUGAGGCCGGAGAGAGACAGGCUAAGUCCCUCCCCCUAGGCCUGUAUUGCCUGUACAGGGGCCUGGUGAUGGGUGGCUACGGCGGCAGCAUAAAGAGGCUCUUCCCGCAGCCCUUACGGAGGGACUCGUACACGAUGCCUCUCACGUCCAUACAGUGCUGGCACGUCCACUGUGAAGAAUGCUGGCUCAGGACUUUGGGGAAUAAGAAGCUGUGUCCGCAGUGCAACACCAUCACGUCACCCGGAGACCUGAGGCGUGUCUACUUGUAAAAAGCCCCCUCUGCUCCCCGAUUCCUCCUCGCCUUCUACUCCAUCAGUCAAUCAUCGUCAUGCACAGAGACUCACGGACUCCUGCGAAGACGGAAGCCAGCAUGAAGUGACGACUGCACCCUCCAUCUUCACCUCCUCCGCUGCUGACCGCGCCCCUCUCCCUGCUACGACACGAACACUUGUAACACCGGGUGUCACCCGCUUUCCUGGACCUUUGAGGGAAAACUUGUGAAUCACCACCAGCUCUUCUCUGACACAAACACGAGCUGGCCAAUAAAAACUGAGCUUCACUACCAAAAUGGAAACCUGGAACAGGAGUUUUCCUCCACCUCCUCCGUCUCCCCCUUUUUUUCGUGGUGUUCUAGUGAAGUAAACCAAAUUCUCCCCCUUCAAAAGCAGUGCAAGCACAUGUAAUAUAGCUCUAUGUUUACAAAGUUAAGUGUAAAUGACACACCCUGGCAUACACACAAGUAUAUAAUAGCCAAGUCCUGUUUUUAGUUGGAAGGGUUGUUGAGUUAAAAAAUGGCUGAAAUAAUAGAAGCCUCCUGUAUUUUUGACAAAAAAGAACAUUUGUUUGGGAUUCUCUGUACAGAAAUAAAAAGAAAAUGUAGAAAAGAACCUACUGGAAAUUAGACGGUCAAGUUUUAGGUGUCAUUUGUUUUUCAGCUGAGGAUCUUUUCUGAUGGUGAAACUGUUGCCCCCCAUCACGUUUCUUCUUCAUCUUUGAAUCACCCUCAAGACGCGUUCAGUUCCGACCCCUUUGGUUUUACUCACACUGCUGUGUCGGGGGGAAAAUGAAAGUGGGACCUCCGACCGAGGCGAGAAGUGGUGGGGUCAUUCAAGCCAGUCCUAAUAAAAAAAAAAAAAAAAAGUCAAGCCCCUCCCUCGACAGCAGCGGCCAAGGUGGUGGUGUGCUUUGUGUUUGUAAAACUAUGUACUAUGUGAUGUCUGUAUUGUAAGAAUUGCCGAAAACAAGAAAUGACAAAAAAAAUAAACUGAUCAAAUCUC
Messenger RNA from Synchiropus splendidus (mandarinfish), 3862 nucleotides. RefSeq names its product ring finger protein 220a (gene rnf220a). Bases 773 to 2854 code for a protein of 693 amino acids. Gene Ontology annotation, biological process: protein ubiquitination. The record is from RefSeq and is a predicted model, not a curated record. The transcript is spliced from 15 exons. Gene Ontology annotation, molecular function: ubiquitin protein ligase activity; metal ion binding. NCBI's taxonomy places the organism in Eukaryota, Metazoa, Chordata, Actinopteri, Syngnathiformes, Callionymidae.